This is a messenger RNA of Sporisorium graminicola, 2604 nucleotides long. RefSeq lists its product as uncharacterized. Gene Ontology annotation, molecular function: protein binding. Bases 1 to 2604 code for a protein of 867 amino acids. Gene Ontology annotation, cellular component: cytoplasm. The record is from RefSeq and is a predicted model, not a curated record. Lineage: Eukaryota; Fungi; Basidiomycota; Ustilaginomycetes; Ustilaginales; Ustilaginaceae. The transcript has a single exon.
AUGCAGUCCUUGAUGGGAGGUACGCCCAUGGCGAACGCCCCGUCCAACCUCGGCAUCUCUGCCGGCCCUUCUGCGCCUUCUAACGGUGCGCUGGCGAAUGGCCUCAAAUCCGCCAAUCCACCCGUUUACAGCAGCGCAGAGGCCGCAGCAAACGCACAGGGCCUCAUCUACCCCGCUCUCCACCUCCACCCGCUCAACGAUACCUUUGCACCAAAGCAGAUCAGCCUUGCCCCUCCAGGACCCAACAAUCGCAUCAAGAUCGGUCGGCAGACCAAUGCAAAGACCGUUCCCAACCCAACCAAUGGCUACUUUGACAGCAAGGUGCUUUCGCGUAUGCAUGCAGAGGUGUGGAGCCAGAACGGCAAGGUCUACAUAAAGGACGUCAAAUCGUCCAACGGAACCUUCAUCAACGGCGAGCGUCUCUCUCCCGAAGCGCAGGAAUCCGACGUCUUUGAGCUCCACAACGAGGACAUGGUCGAGUUCGGUAUCGAUAUUGUUGGCGACGACAACAAGACCAUCAUCCAUCAUAAGGUCGCUUGCCGUGUCUACCUCGUCCUGACUGCCGAAGAUGCGCUCAGCCUGCGUCACGAUUUUGCCAGCCUUUAUCGCGGCGGCAUGCACGGCGGUCCUCUCGGCAGCAACGGCGUCGGUCCAGGUGCCGAAGGAGGACUUCGCAGGACCAAGGCCGGCUUCAGCUUCGACCACGUCCUCAGCAAGCUCCAGAGCGAGUUGCAAAGGAGCAAAGACACUUGGAACGACCUCGGCAGCCUCACCUCCACCAUGCACGACAUUCACGAGACCCUCGGUGGCAGCGCACCGCCCCUCUCGUCUGCCCCCUAUCCGCAUCUCGUGCCACCUCUGCCAGGCUCGGUCACCGCGCAACAACAACAGCAACAGCAGCAGCAAGAACAAGAACAACAGCGUGCAAAAGACGCCGAAACGCAAGCGGCCAACGACGUGCACUCCGCCACCAUCUCGGCACUUCAGAUGCAGCUUUCAGAGACUCAAUCUUCCUUGGCGGCCCAUGUCGAAAGGGUCCGCAGCCUGGAAACCAUCCUCUCCGAACACGACUCGAUCAAGCGCGAAGUCAGCAGCAUUAAAUUGCAGAUGGAUGAAGCCAAGCGCGAGCUCGACGCUGUCGCCUUGGCUUCGGGCUCCUCCUUUUCUUCUCGACACGGUGUCAAUGGUUUUGGCACCAUUCGCGGCGGAUCCGAUUUUAGCCGUUCCCUCCAGGACCUUGACGAUGGCGCCAGUGUGGCAAGCGUCGAGACUAUCACACAGAACAAUGACGACGACGACGACGAGGGCGACAAAGACCAAGGCGCCGGGCACGUCGGCCCUCGCGCACCACCCGAUAUGCCAUCCCACCUUGAAUCCGAGGACGCUGCCGACCUGAGCUCGUCUCGAGGGCCACAGGUGACAGCGGCCGGCGACUCUACCUCAGACCCCAGCGCUGUUGCCGCCGCGGAGGCCCCAUCGGCCUUGACACACCACAACCUCAUGAAGCAGAACGACGAGCGCGACGUUGAGCUUCGUGCACAGAAUGAGGCUCUUUCUUCACGUCUCGAGGAAUUGGCCUCACAGCUCGAGCAAGCGUUGGCACUCAGUCGCGGGCUGCAGGACCAGCAUGCGCAGGUCACCGACACCGUCAAGACUCUCGAGGAGCGCGUGCACACGUUGGAAAAGGAGGUCGAGCAAAAGGCCGCGGCAACCUCACCAUUGCCUGCUGCGUCGGAAGAGACAACAGCGGCUCUACUCAAAGGCAUUGAAGGACGAUGGACCGAGUUCCGGAGCGACUUUGAAGAGAGCUGGCGCAAGGAGCGUCAGGGCUUGCAGACGGAACGCGACGAGCUUCGCCAGGUGGUGCGUGCCUGGGACGAGGCCAACCGCCGCAUGGAGGACGAGCUGAACGGCGAAGGAGAAGACGUUGACGCGGAUAUCCAUGACGGUGGCAGCGUCGCGGCAGGAUCGUCCGAGGUGGACGCCUCGCAGCAAGAUGGUGCCUCGAUCGCAGCGAAUGCGUCGGAAGCUUCCUCCGCGUCGUCACUACUUACUUCGAACGGGUCGAGCAGCCGUCCCAGACGGAACAACGCACGUCGCAGCAAGCGUCAUGUCAAUAGCGCGCUUCGUUCCUUGCUCUAUGGCAGUGCUACUGCUGGUCUGAUGCUCGAAGGUCGGGACUCGGAGGAGGACGAUGAGCGAUGGGGUCACACCUCGCGCUCACGGCUGUCUCGACAGAGUCCUGACGACGACGCGCUGUCUACCAGCCAGUCUGUGCGAAGCAUGGCCGACUCUACUUCCACGCGUCCUUCCACCUCGACCGAGGUGACGACGCCCGAUCUGGCGCUAGACGCUUCGAGAAGCGACGCGGCCGCGCUAGACACGCCAACAAGCAAGCAUGACCCGCACUACGUUCGACCUCGGCAUGGUCGAGACGGUGGUACAGAGACGAGCGUUAGCAGUAGCGGGCGGCAUGCGCAGGAGCGUGCCGUCGGUCCGCAGACGCUAGCUGCUGCGGGCAUUGUGUUUGUGGGACUGACAGCUUGGAUCUUGGCUGGCAAAGACCUUGCGCGUUUGAAUGUGGCGCUCACUGGUAAGCCGUGA